AUGUCCGCCCUCAAGGGCGCUACGCCCAUCCACUUUGGUCCUUUUCUCGUCACUCCCCAGGUCUUCCACACAACACCACUCAGUUUCGCCCUGGUAAAUCUCAAACCCAUCCUCCCCGGCCACGUCCUCGUCUCCCCACGGCGCAUUGUCCCCCGCGUCGCCGACCUCUCCCCCGCCGAAACAAGCGACCUAUUUCUAACGGUCCGGCGCGUGGGCCGAAUGGUCGAGCGAGUCUACGGCGCGGCAAGCUUGAACAUCGCCGUCCAAGACGGCAUACAUGCCGGGCAGAGCGUGCCACAUGUGCACGCGCAUAUUAUCCCGCGGCGGGCGGCGGAUCUGGAUCAUGCCGGGGGCACGGAUGCCGUUUAUGAUUUGCUUGAUGGGGCGGAGGGGGAUGUGGCGCGGGCUUUGAGGGACGCCGGCGGGAAUACUUCUGCGGACGAGGGCGACGAAAGCGUUCGGAGUAGAUCGAGGUUUCCUGUUGUUGAUAACGAGGGGCGGAAACCGCGUGGGGAGCCGGAGAUGCGUGCCGAGGCGGAGAUGCUUGCGAGGGAGAUGGAGAAGGAGCCGGUUGAUUGA
Messenger RNA from Penicillium lagena, 579 nucleotides. RefSeq names its product HIT family protein. NCBI's taxonomy places the organism in Eukaryota, Fungi, Ascomycota, Eurotiomycetes, Eurotiales, Aspergillaceae. The transcript has 2 exons. The coding region runs from base 1 to 579 and encodes 192 amino acids. The record is from RefSeq and is a predicted model, not a curated record. Gene Ontology annotation, molecular function: catalytic activity.